AUGGCAACAAGUGCGAAUGAGAAGGCAAAUCUGCUGUGGGGAAGCCCUGAGUCCGCAGAAGCCGAGAAAGCAGAGGGGCACAUUUGCCCGAGAGAAGCCAGUGAGAGUCAGGGUGGGUGGGAGAAAGAGGAGGAAGGAAAUCUUCCAGGGGGGAGAGAGGAUAAAGCUUUUCCCCAAGGAGGAGAUGUAAGGCAACUCUGGGUGCAGCAGAGAGAAGGGGAAGGUGAUGGGUCCAGGGAAGGAUUCACGGAGAGUGCCCAACCUGAUGCCCAGUGGAGCACCCACAAGGGAGAGAAAUGCCACAAGUGCCCUGACUGUGGGAAAAGCUUCAACCGGAGCUCGACCCUUAGUGCCCACCUGAGGAUCCACACCGGGGAGCGUCCCUACAUAUGCCCGGACUGUGGGAGAGGCUUCACGCAGCUGGCUCACCUGACCCAGCAUCGGGGGACACACUCAGGAGAGGAACCCUAUCGCUGCGCCGACUGUGGGAAGGGCUUUGGGGUCAGCUCCCGCCUGGUGGCACAUCAGAGGAGCCACACGGGCGAGCGCCCCUACAAAUGUCCCGAAUGCGGGAAGAGCUUCCGGGUCAGCUCAGUCCUGGUGGUGCAUCAGCGGAUCCACUCCGGAGAGAGACCUUAUAAAUGCACCGAUUGCGGGAAGAGCUUUAAUGUCAGCUCCAACCUCAUUAAACAUCAGAGGAUCCACACGGGGCAGAAGCCCUACAAAUGCACCGAGUGCGAGAGGAGCUUCAAUGAGAGCUCAGCCCUGAUUGCCCACCAGCGGCUGCACAAAGGGGAGCGACCCUACAAAUGCCCUGACUGCGGGAAGAGCUUCAACGUCAGCUCCAACCUCCUGGAGCAUCAGGGCACCCACAGGGGCCAGAAACCCUACAAAUGCCCCGAGUGUGGGAAAGGAUUCGCCCGCAGCGCCCACCUCUCACAGCACAGCCGGACUCACACCGGUGAGCGACCCUACAAAUGCGCUGAGUGUGGGAAAGGAUUUGCUGUGAGGUCCCAUCUGGCCCAGCACUGCCGGGUCCACACUGGGGAGAGACCCUACAAGUGUGCUGACUGCGGGAAGGGCUUCACGGCCCGUUCGUCCCUGACCACCCACUGGCGGACUCAUACAGGAGAGCGACCCUAUGAAUGCCCCGAGUGUGGGAAAAGCUUCAAUCAGAACUCGCACCUGGCUCAGCACUGGAGAACCCACUCGGGAGAACGACCCUAUCACUGCCCUGACUGCGGGAGAAGCUUUGGGGACAGCUCUGCCCUCAUUAAGCAUCAGAGAAUCCACCUGCAAAAGAAACCUUGUUAA
Emys orbicularis (European pond turtle) is the source of this 1314-nucleotide messenger RNA. RefSeq names its product zinc finger protein 501-like. The transcript has a single exon. Lineage: Eukaryota; Metazoa; Chordata; Testudines; Emydidae. The record is from RefSeq and is a predicted model, not a curated record. Gene Ontology annotation, biological process: regulation of transcription by RNA polymerase II. Gene Ontology annotation, molecular function: DNA-binding transcription factor activity, RNA polymerase II-specific; RNA polymerase II cis-regulatory region sequence-specific DNA binding. The coding region runs from base 1 to 1314 and encodes 437 amino acids.